Molecule: messenger RNA, 285 nt
Organism: Endocarpon pusillum Z07020
Lineage: Eukaryota; Fungi; Ascomycota; Eurotiomycetes; Verrucariales; Verrucariaceae
Exons: 2
Coding region: 1-285 (94 amino acids)
Biological process (GO): DNA-templated transcription
Cellular component (GO): RNA polymerase III complex; RNA polymerase II, core complex; RNA polymerase I complex
Molecular function (GO): DNA-directed RNA polymerase activity; DNA binding; zinc ion binding
Source: RefSeq, a predicted model, not a curated record
AUGGCCACACCCCAACGCGAAGCCUACCAGCUCCCCUCCCAACGCGACUCCAGCAUCGCCGGCUCCGGUGCACAGCAACAAAACUCUACCGGCGCCGCCUACACACCUUCCUACGGUGGCGGUGUCGCAGACUCCCUCGUGUCUUCCUCCGUGACUUACGUGUGCGGGGAGUGCGCGAGCAAGGUCGCCUUGAACCUGGGUGAUGCGAUAAGGUGCAAGGAGUGUGGACAUAGGGUGCUUUACAAGGAGAGGACGAAGAGGAUUGUACAAUUUGAGGCGCGGUGA